UAUGAGAAUUGAUGAUGAUGAUGAUGAUAAAUCAUUUCCAAAUGUUAUAAAAUCGUUUAUAAAUGAUAUUAGUAUUAAUGAAUUAUGUUCAAUUUAUAAUAAAUGUGAAAAUAUGUCAAUUGAUGAAUUUAAGAUGGAAAUUGAGAAAAUUGUUGAAAGGUUAUUUGAGUUUAAAACUGAAUCAAGUAUAUUUGGUAUGAAUAAGAAAUUGGAUACUGAAGAAUAUGUUAAAAAGUGUAACUAUUGCAAUCAAUCUAUUACUUUCUUCGAUUCGGUUCAAAUGGAAUUUGAACAUUAUUCCUGCCUGAAAUGUUGGAGAAAACUUAUAUCGAAAGGUAAAGGUCGAAGAGGUCGAACAACUUUAUCAUGUUUCGUUUGCUAUAAGAAAGGUCAAUCUUCUAAACUAAUUGAAUUGUUUACUCAACAUUUUUCAUGUCAAAAUUGCCUAAAAUAUUUAGCAUCCUAUAAAUAUUUUCCAUGUUAUUGUUGCGGAAUACCAAAUUAUAUAAUAAGAUUUCAAGAUGGAAAUGAACAAAUCAGAACUUUUUAUAGUUUAUUUCUUAAAUUUAAAAUAGAUAUUUUACCAGAACAAUUAAUGAAAUCAAUUAUAUUUGAUUUUACUGAAAAAGAAUUACAAUCACUUUCUAACAAUCCAAACCAAGAAUCUACUGAAAAAUUUAAAAAACAAAUUUGGAGAAAUGUUAAAAUGGAACUUUUAUGGGAAGUUCCUUAUUACAGUGACCAAGAUUUUAUAUCUAUUCAAGCAUUAUUUCAAGAAUUAAAAAUGGAUAUUUUACCUGAAAAUGAAAUGAAAACAUUGGCUACUCUAUUCUCCAAACUAUUUUGGAAACUUAUAAAUGAUGAUUUAACAAGAGACCUUACUAUUCCAAUUUUUAAACGGGUUGUACAAGAAAAUUCUUCUCAUACUCGCCAAUAA
Messenger RNA from Dimorphilus gyrociliatus, 937 nucleotides. Lineage: Eukaryota; Metazoa; Annelida; Polychaeta; Dinophilidae. The record is from the annotation of a GenBank genome assembly.